CGACACCUCGCGUCCUUAUUCUCUGCACAAGCGCGAAACAUGAAAUUGCUUAUUGAGUAGUUUAUGGUGCCUGGUGGGCUGUUCAGUCUUAAACAAAAUAAGAAGAAGUUCCCUAAUGUUUAAAGAAGAGAACAGGUAUGUGAAAUGAAGGAGAUGUGUCCAUCUGUUAAGAAGCAUUCAGAGAUGGGGAUGUAAAUGAGGACAUGUGGUGUCGGAGGAGGUGAGCAAUUCUAUUUAAGGAGACAAUUGAGUACACCAUAGUGACCAUGGAGAAAAUACUUGCUAAUAUUAAAGAGGAAGACUGUGAGUGGGAACCUGUACAUCCUCAGCAGGAGACUCCUAAAGUUAAGGAGGAAAACUGUGAAUGGAACAUUAAAGCAGUUAAAGAAGAAUUUGAGCCAACAUCUGAUAAUAAUGACAUGCAGAAGAACAAGAGUAUAAAUGGUGUCCAGCAAGAAGACCUUAAAUUGGAGCCUGUCACUCUGCCUCUGUGUUCAGAUAAAGGAGUACCUCAACGGAGCUUCAUGCCAAGUAGACACGACUCCCUGAACCAACCUUCUGCCCAUGUGCGGUGUGAGCGGUCUUUGGAGCCUGAUGUGAAGAAGAAUGAGAAAGCCCCAUGUUCAAGUCCAUCUGGGGAAGCAGAUUUACAAGGAAGAGGCACCUUCUCUUCGACUCUCCAGACUUUUGUUCAGUGCAGACCACAACAAACACUACAUGAAGAAACUAUGGAGAAACUGACAUCUGUCCUGGACACUUUGAUUCCAGCCUCUUUGCAUUAUUUUGUUGUACCAGAAGAUAUACCGAAGAAAUUAGAUGGCACUAACACACUACAGGUACAAAAUAAAAAAUCAGCAACUUUAUCCAUUUGCCAAGACUGGAAGAAAACGUCUAAAUACAAAGAUAAGUUGAGUCAUAUGACAGAACAGCAAUAUGGCUUCUGCAAGUAUGGAAAGCAAUUCUCCGACAGUACCCAACUUCAGAUACACACAGCAGUUCACACUGGGAAGAAGCCAUUUUGCUGUUCUGACUAUUGCAAGCAGUUUGCUACUUGUACCCAUCUUCAGACCCACAGAAGAACUCACACUGGAGAGAAGCCAUAUUCUUGCUCUGACUGUGGCAAACGAUUUUCCUACUAUAGUAGUCUUCAGAACCACACAAGAACUCACUGUGGAGAAAAGCAGUAUGGCUGUUCUGAAUGUGGAAUAUGGUUCUCCACCAGAAAAAGUCUUCAGACCCACUCAAAAGUGCACACUACAAAGACCAUUGUUGCACUCCACCUGUUCUAA
Molecule: messenger RNA, 1289 nt
Organism: Polypterus senegalus (gray bichir)
Lineage: Eukaryota; Metazoa; Chordata; Cladistia; Polypteriformes; Polypteridae
Product: zinc finger protein 184-like
Exons: 3
Coding region: 267-1289 (340 amino acids)
Biological process (GO): regulation of transcription by RNA polymerase II
Molecular function (GO): RNA polymerase II cis-regulatory region sequence-specific DNA binding; DNA-binding transcription factor activity, RNA polymerase II-specific
Source: RefSeq, a predicted model, not a curated record